Antechinus flavipes (yellow-footed antechinus) is the source of this 1012-nucleotide messenger RNA. RefSeq lists its product as uncharacterized. Lineage: Eukaryota; Metazoa; Chordata; Mammalia; Dasyuromorphia; Dasyuridae. The transcript has 2 exons. The record is from RefSeq and is a predicted model, not a curated record. Bases 86 to 1012 code for a protein of 308 amino acids.
CCUAACCUCUAAUGAAAAUCCAUUCCCUUCUUCAUUCUUUUCAGUCAUAACCUCCAGGAAAAGGCACUUUCUCAAUCUGGCAGGGAUGUUUCACUAUUUCAAAAGAGAAACUGUAGAAAGAAGUGACAAAGUUGUGGAAGAAGAAGGUAAAAAACUGCAGAAAGAGAAGGAAUCGGGAAACCUCUCCAAAGACAAUCAAGACAUCUCCUCAGAUUCCAUGUUGGCCAUAGAUGCCGCCAUGGCACUUACAAGUGAUCCAGAGAGCAGUGGAAGUGAACAGAGUUCUGAGGAAGAAUUCACCUUGCUUCCUAUGCCACCCGAGUUUGUUUCGGGACAUUUGGAAUACUUGGAAGAUGCCCUGAUGUGUCCUGACCUCCCAAUUGCCUCCCAGACUUGUGCCAGUGACUACAACAACAGUGAUAACGGUGAAGAUGACCAUUCAGAUGAAAGCAAUAAGAAUCAUGAUAGCAGCAGUGAUCAGAGUGACAAUCACUGCCAUGAUGAUGGUGGCAAUGACGUCAACAACAAUGACAAUGUCAUCCUUCAGAAACAAGAAAUGGACACUGGUGGCUUGCAUCUUCAUAUGCUGCAAAGUAAGGUAGAAGACAACUACACAAAGGUGGUUGAAGGAAGUGGAAAACCGGUAGAAGGGAAAGAGGAGCAGGAAGAAGAGCACAAAGAGUACAAAGCAGGGACUCAAUGGCAACAUCAGGAAGGCUCACCUUCAGGCUCCACUUUGGGUGAUGGUGUCCCCAUAUCUACUUCAAGAGACCCAGAAAUAAGUGCUACAAAUGAACAGAGUUGCAAUGAAGAGCUCUUUGAGGUUGAUGAUAAUCUUUUCUUAAUUCCCAGUCCUGCUCUUGUUGAAAAGCUGGCACCAGAGCCCUGCCCCAGAUGCUGUCCCUGGUUUUGCUUUCCUUGCUUUCCCUCUUUUCACUUUCCUUGCCUUCCCUGGUUUCGUAGAGCUUGGAAAUACCUGGUGGUGAUUUUCAGUACCAGGAAGAAAGCCUAG